GGAUUAGUUAGAGCCCGUCUCCCGAUCACUGUCCGCAAAUCGAGAAAUCCCAGGGGAGCAGAUUAGGUGUAGCCCCCAGCCAAGCAGCCUGCACCCAUGGAUCCUGCCAAGUCUCGCCCACUGCUAGAAAAGAAAGCGCUGAACUGCAACGGGUUCUUACGGGAGGACAAGAAGGAGCCGGCAGCGGCGGGGAGCCGGGGGGAUGUGGGCAGGGCAGGCAUGAGCACCCCACCUGUAGAUACCUGGAGAGAGGAGAGAGCCCGCAGCGAGGAGGACAACGAGCUCAACCUGCCUUCCCUGGCCACAGCUUAUGGCACCAUCCUCCGGGCACUGGGAGAGGACCCAGGCAGGCAGGGCUUGCUCAAAACCCCAUGGAGGGCAGCCACCGCCAUGCAGUAUUUCACUAAGGGCUACCAGGAAACGAUAUCAGAUGUGCUGAAUGAUGCCAUAUUUGAUGAAGACCACGACGAAAUGGUGAUAGUUAAAGACAUUGACAUGUUUUCCAUGUGUGAGCAUCAUUUAGUCCCAUUCAUUGGAAAGGUGCAUAUAGGCUAUCUACCAAACAAACAGGUGCUGGGCCUCAGCAAGCUUGCCAGGAUUGUGGAAAUAUACAGCAGAAGAUUACAAGUUCAAGAACGCCUUACAAAACAAAUUGCCAUAGCAAUUACAGAAGCCUUACAUCCCUCUGGUGUUGGAGUGGUUGUUGAAGCAACGCACAUGUGCAUGGUAAUGCGAGGUGUCCAGAAAAUGAACAGUAAAACUGUAACGAGUACCAUGCUAGGGGUCUUUCGGGAAGAUCCAAAGACUCGGGAAGAGUUCUUAACACUCAUCAGAAGUUGAUUCCCAUGCCAAAGGCCUGAACCUGCUCAAAACAUUUUAUUGUACAGUGGAAUUGGUCAAUUUUAUUUACAUCCAGCUACAUUGUUUGUCCAGUCUGUGUUUAAAGAAAAUAUGGCGCCUAGGCACUAAGGCUUAAGGAGUAUCUCCAAUAGACAAACUGUCUUAUCCUGACAAGCCUUUUAUUUUUUAUUCCUGAAAAUGCUUCAGAUUAAAGAGUGGCUUUUAGAACAGCAGGGAGCUGGAGAAACUGCUAACUGCUUUGUGCAUAUCCCCUGAUGUGUGUUUACAUAGUUUUAAUAUAUAUGUGUAAUGUUUGGAGUGAUAAGCAUCUGUGUACAUUCCUGUGAUUAAUUAGCAGGUCAUAAAGAAAGAUUAAAAGAAAAGAUUAUAUGGAAAGCCAAUGGUUCUUAAUGUGCUAUGGUUAUUGGCAUAUUCUAUUAAGCAUAUGCCAAGGUUGUAAAAGCACAGGUCCCCUGGGCCACUAUACUAAGUUUUCUGUCAUAUUGUGCUUAAUAUUAGGAAAUACCUGCUCUGAGUACAGGCUCUGGGCAAAUGUAAGGAGUUGUUACUGCUUAUUAUAUGCUUGGGGAAUCCAUUUACCAACCACUUUUAGUAGGCCACACCCAAGUGAUUCUUUGCUAUGCCAUACUGACUGAAGACUUUUUGUAUGGAGAUAAUGACACUACAGUAGGGCUAUGAUUAAAAAGAAGACUGUAGCCAGGUAGGCAGCAAACAAUGCAGAAUUAAGGCUAAUGUCCCGUCUAGAGAUUUAGUUGCCUGCAAUAGAUCUGUGCUACUGCAGGCAACUAGUCUCUCUAAAAUGCCUUUCCACUAGCAACUUAAAGUUGCCUGCAGGAGGAAUGUGUUGGCCUUUCUGCCAGCGAUUCAUAUUGUUCCCGGUGGAAAGGCAUUUUGGAGACAUUAGCAGAGAUCUAUCAUGGGCGACUAUAUCUCUCCAUGGGACAUCAGCCUAAGGCCUAAUUUAUUAAAACUGGAGUUUGCAGGAAAAAAUGCGAGUGCCAAGCACAGAAUUAAAACACAGACAAAUCGCAAAUGGCUUUUCUUUUUCCUCAAGCAGUACCUUAUUUAAGAAAAAAACAUGACAGAAUAAUCUCAGGUGCAUUUUUUCACAGAAAAAGUGAGAAUCACAUUGUUCCAAUUACUCAAUGAGGCUAAAACUUAAAAUAAAUAAAUAAUGUUUUUAUAGAAGAUCCCCAUUAACAAACACACAAGCUUUUACUUGUUUCUUUCUGGCAACUGUGGCAGUUUUUUCUUUAAUAAAUACUGACUACUUGAGGUUUACAAAAAUA
This is a messenger RNA of Xenopus tropicalis (tropical clawed frog), 2150 nucleotides long. RefSeq names its product GTP cyclohydrolase 1 (gene gch1). Gene Ontology annotation, biological process: tetrahydrofolate biosynthetic process; pteridine-containing compound metabolic process. NCBI's taxonomy places the organism in Eukaryota, Metazoa, Chordata, Amphibia, Anura, Pipidae. Bases 97 to 840 code for a protein of 247 amino acids. The record is from RefSeq and is marked provisional. Gene Ontology annotation, cellular component: nucleus; cytoplasm. Gene Ontology annotation, molecular function: GTP cyclohydrolase I activity. The transcript has 6 exons.